AUGGUGCUGGACUAUUCCAAGUGGGACAAGCUGGAAUCGUCGGAUGACGACGUGCCUCCACAACGGCCACCAACCAAGGUGGAGAAGGCUCCGGCCAAAUCCCCUGCUCCGAAGCGCAAACUGCAGCCUUGGGACUACCACCCUGCAAAGUCACUCCACAAGGACCUGUUCGAGCCGGACAACUGGCAGCAGUGGAUUCACCCUUCUCUGCUCGAUGUGAUCUCUGCCUGGCAGAAGCAGAAGGAAACAGGGAAUUCCUCCGACUUCUCCUGUGUUGACCUGGAGAACUUCGAUGGGUUUCGGGUUGAAGCUCCAGGAAUCUGCAGCUUCCCUGCCCUCAAGGAUGAGUUUUGUGACAUGCUCUUGGAGGAGGUGAGGAACUACCGUGCAAGUGGACUGCCGUCCCGUGCACCGAACAGCAUGAACAACUAUGGCUUGGUCUUGAAUGAGAUUGGCUUGCGAGCCUCCUUUACGUCUGUUUUGAAGGAGGUGCUGCUUCCGAUUGGGGCGAGGCUUUUCGGUAGCGACGAAGAUCGCGUUGAGUCGGUGGCUGGCAUUAACGUGGAAACGGAAGACUGGGGCGGCUCCACGCUGGAUGAUCAUCAUAGUUUCAUCGUUCAGUAUCGUCCAACUGACGACAAGCAUUUGGACAUGCACAUAGACGAGUGCGAUGUGACCUUCAAUUUUGGUAUCACUUCGCAUGACAAUUUCGAGGGCAAUGACUUAACUUUCUGCGGAAUGUUCGACUCGGCAAGCCAUCGCAAGCUGCAUCACAGGUACAAGCACAUUCGCGGACGCUGUGUUGUGCAUUCUGGGAAACGUCGUCAUGGUGCCAUGGACAUUGAGAAGGGCGAAAGAGCAUCGCUGAUAAUGUGGACAAAGAGUCGAAGCUUCCGGCGGACAGAGGCGUACCGUGAAAGAAAUCGAAGAGGGCUGACAUAUGGAGAUGCGGACAACGUCUGCCUCAGCUACACUCAUGACCCCGACUACAAGAAGCUCAUGCCUAAAAAGUUCCAGUACCAUAUGAAGCAGGAAGCACAUGAUGCUUCUCAGAAGAGUCUGGCGACAGAGAAGAGGUGGAUUCGCGUGUGUUCAGCCAAAGAACUGCUGGAAGGCGAAUCAAAGAUGGUCGCCCUGGAGUCAGAGAACGAGCAGAUUGCAGUUUUCCGGCACAGAGGUGAGCUCUUCGCUUUGGACAAUCGAUGUGCCCACAUGGGCGGUUCCUUGUGCGAGGGCGAGAUAGAGGAUGUUGGCACCCACGGCCUAGGCGCCAGUGACUCCAAAGCUACAGAUGGUAUGGUAAUCUGUCCGCGACACUUCAUGUGUUUUAACCUGCGUACCGGUGAGAACGUUGAGGGCGACUCCAUGAGUCAGAAGGUGUAUCCUGUCCGUCUCUCGGCAGAUGGCACAAACGUGGAGGUGGAGGUGGACAUGGAAGUGACUGUCCAGGCAGUUCCUGAUCUGUCGGCACGUCUCCCAAGACUUCUUCAGAUGCUUCGCUGCUGGAGCUUGAACGGCCGCCAGGUUCCAAAGCUUGCAGCUGCUGGAUUGGGUUGCUUGGUGGUCUUCGUCGCGGCAGCCUUGCGCUUUCGCAGCACGUUUCGAGAUGCGAGGACCAUUCAAAGGUAA
Symbiodinium natans is the source of this 1629-nucleotide messenger RNA. NCBI's taxonomy places the organism in Eukaryota, Dinophyceae, Suessiales, Symbiodiniaceae. The record is from the annotation of a GenBank genome assembly.